Molecule: messenger RNA, 697 nt
Organism: Dreissena polymorpha
Lineage: Eukaryota; Metazoa; Mollusca; Bivalvia; Myida; Dreissenidae
Product: putative protein TPRXL
Exons: 4
Coding region: 191-697 (168 amino acids)
Source: RefSeq, a predicted model, not a curated record
CAUAACUUUGUGUUUUGGCUGACUAGACAGCAAUGCCUUUGACAUUCGUUAAAUAUUUUACUACUUAGAUAGUUUCUUAUAAGCUUAACUAUUACAAAACAAGCAAACAAACAGGAAACAAAAAAAAAACUAUUUGUAAUAUUUUUUAUCAAAUUAAGUAUAAUUUCUUUUAAACGGGAACUUAUUGAACAUGAAAACAGGAUUGGUCCUUUAUAUUUUAUUGUUGGCGUGCUUUCAAGGAAUAUACGCCAGACCAGCCCGCCGUUCUUGUGCCAACUUUAACCCGUUCUGCAGAUGUCCUCAGUACGAAAAUGGUUGUUAUACAUGCCCGACCACCUGCCCAUCAGCUGCAGGUUCAGCGACCAGCAGCAUUGCUUUUCAUCCUGGUAUGAAUCCCGAGAUACAUACCAAUCCACCAAGCACAUCUGGCACUUCCGGUACCACGCAGACUCAAGCCCCUUCUAAUACCCCGUCAUCGCAUUCAACUAACAGCCCCACCAGUCCUACCCAAUCGUCAAGUACUUACAAAUCUGCACAAACACCAGCGCCCAGUAGUUCUCCGUCCACACAAGGAAGCGGAUCAUCUUCCACGGGAAACCAUGAACUUGUAUGUCCCCCAUUACCGUCCUGCCCAGAUGCCACGAAGAUAACAUAUGAUGACAACAAUUGCGCUAUAUGCUCCAGCACAGGUAUGUAG